UUGGUUCAGAAUUAAUUGACGAUCUUAUAAGUUAUAACUCUUCAAAAUUCAGGAUUGAGACUUCAAGAUGAGUGAGGUCCCCUCAGAAUUGAGACUUCGUUAUGUUCCCUUGAUUGAUCUUGAGGAUAGUGAUGAUGAUGUCAUUGAAUCUUCACCAAGAUCUUUUGCUCAGGCGAGCGCAAGGAGAAAUCGAAGAAGGAUGAGAACUGGCUCGAAUUUGGGAAGUCAAACUAUACCAACUUAUGCUAUGCACACUAGAGAGCAACGCAUAUUCGAACCAAUUGGUGAUGUUUAUAUAAAUUUGGAAGUUAAUACUGGUGGGGAGGCUAAGAAUGCCAAAAAUUCAGUUGAAACUAAGAAAGAAGCCUACAAGCCUAGGAUUGAAGAACCUGAACCUCCAGAGGAGCCUAGGUGCCCAAUAUGUAUGGAUCCUUUUGUGGAGGAAAUGACAACAAGGUGUGGACAUAUUUUUUGCAAGAAUUGCAUAAAAAAUGUAAUAAGAAUACAAGGGAAAUGCCCUACUUGUAGGAAAAAGGUCACUUCAAGACAGCUAAUAAAGGUGUUUCUUCCAUCUUUUGGUUGAAGAAUCAUCUAAGCUCUGUUGCGGAAAAUUGGAAAUCCACUAUGCUGCUUUGGAGAUUGUUGAGUGAUUAUGUUAUUUCUAUUAAGUUUCUUGUAGUAGAUGUUUCAGAAUUAUCAUGUACCAGAAUUAUCACAGUUUUUCUUUUCUUUUCUUUUUUGACAAAUCUGUCACAUGCUUACUUAAAAAGGUUUGCUGGAUACAAUUGGAUGCUCAAUAACUUAGUUGGUAAAUUCUUGA
Molecule: messenger RNA, 820 nt
Organism: Medicago truncatula (barrel medic)
Lineage: Eukaryota; Viridiplantae; Streptophyta; Magnoliopsida; Fabales; Fabaceae
Product: LON peptidase N-terminal domain and RING finger protein 3
Exons: 5
Coding region: 68-583 (171 amino acids)
Biological process (GO): ubiquitin-dependent protein catabolic process
Cellular component (GO): SUMO-targeted ubiquitin ligase complex
Molecular function (GO): SUMO binding; SUMO-ubiquitin ligase activity; ubiquitin protein ligase activity
Source: RefSeq, a predicted model, not a curated record